GCGCGCUGCCAAAUCAAAUUGCCAACGUGCACGUGAAAGAUUGUUAGGCGAUCGAGUUGUCGGGUUUCCACACAUUCCAUCGGGCGGCAUGGCUUCUGUACCUCGACUUCACGAAGCUGUCCGACAGGAUAAGUGUCGUCUUGUCGCAAAGCUUAUAUCCGAAGGCACAAAUGUAGACGCUUUGGAUAGCAACGGCAACACCGCUCUUUUCAACGCCAUCACCGAUGGUAGCCUCAGCGCCGUGCCGUACCUGCUGCUGGCCGGCGCUAAUCCCAAUUUUCGAUGCAGCGGCCAGGCAACGCCAGUCCAUGCCGCGUGCAAGCGUGGGAGCCGCAGCCUCCUGCAGCAGCUGCUCGAGUGUGGCGGCGACUUACGUCUGCGCGACGAGCGCGGUCGCACUCCCCAGGACUGGGCGGUUGAACAGAGCGACCCACAGUGCCGACGGAAGCUGCUCACGUUCAUCAACACUAAACGUGCUAUUGCUUACCGCUUUGACGACCCCAGCGGCCUGCUAGAAGACGAGGCGCAACACGGCCCUGAAGCUGCUUUACUUCGGAGGCGCUUAGGCCGAGUGCGCAAGCUGGCUUGCCACGAGCGGCUCAAAGCCGACGGAGGCUUUGGCGUGGUGUACUGCAGCCCCUCAAAGGAAAUGGGUGCAUCCACAUUCAUUCCUUUCAUAUCCAGCAUCUAUCUUUACUCCUGCGACGAGAGCAUGGUCACCUGGAGUGGACCUCAAUCAGUCAUUCAGACCAUGUAUUGGGACAAGCUCAAAGUGUCCGUGAAGAAGUCUUCCCUUAGCGGCAGCAACUACAAGGGGCCCAGGACGGACGUGCUCGUAUCAGAGCUGGAGAACAUUCGGAAGAUCACCUACCACUCCUACUUCCUUUGGCCGCUGGCUGUGAGUCCGGUGCAGAAUAUGGACGACGUGAUGCUGGUGUUUGAGCUCGUCCAAUUCGGCUCUCUCUACGACGUUCUCCACAACUCUCCCGACUCUGCACUAAGCAAGGCGCAGCAAGUGAUGAUGGUUCAGCAAGCAUGCGAGGCCCUGCUUUUCCUGCACAGCCGCAGAUUGCUCCACGGCUGUCUCUCGUCCCACAGCAUCUACGCAGUGACUCCCUUUGUCGGAAAGCUGGGUGGCUUCGAGUUUCUUUGCCACAGCGAGGAGGUUGGCAAAGAACAAAAGUAUGUGCCUCCUAGCGAAGAUGCUCUCGAUUAUUACUACCACUGGAUGGCACCGGAAGUCCUGGCCGGCAGACAGCCCACAAGGGCCUCGGACCUUUACCAGAUGUGCGUUGUCCUCUGGGAACUUUUUACGGAUGAAAUCCCUUGGGAAAAUGAGGAUCGAAGCACCGUGUACCGCCAACUAGUGCAAGAGCGCAAUCGUUUGUACGUGGGCUCGGAAAUACCCUCACCAUUGGGUCACCUAGUAGAGGCCGGGUUGGCGCCGAGUGUUGACGAGAGGGACACGGACCUCGAGGAGGUCUACCAAGUCCUCUCCAUUAUGGUGCACGAGAACUACAACAAUGCUAGCCUGUCGCUCAUCCGAAGGGACUCGCAACCCAAAAAGAAGGCAGCCGCAAAGAGUGUUUUUACGGGGCAGGAAUUCGCGCCUCAUAUGACCAACAGGUCGUCGGCAAUCCUGGACAAUGCAUCAGACACUGUUCUGGACGACCUUAUCAGCUUGGACGACGACAGCCCAAAAUUUCGUCGGCAAAGAAUGGACGGCAAGCUAGACGGCAUUUCCGUGUGCUCCAGUGUAGACGCCGUGGAGUAUGGGGAGCCCUGCAAGGCAAGCCGCCAAGAUAAAACGGAAGCUUUCACGCAGACAGACAGCCGUCCUCCGAGGCCCAGGACCGGGGUAUUCGCUCCAACAAGUUCAGCUACAAGCAUUCGCAUGACGAAGCACGGCGACGCGUACAAGUCAGUGACGAAGGCAAGUCCCCCGGAACCUCCGGCCAGGCUUCCACGGCCAAUCGGUUUUGUGUCACAGCCCAACCUCCGGAGGAACGUCCGCCAGUUCAAGCCCGCGAGUCACAAGUGUGAGCUGUCACCGUUCAUGCAUUACAGCCAGAUGCACAGCGUCUGUCGGCCGCUCAAGCCCACCGAGAACAAGUCCAGCGAAGCGGUGUCGCAGCAGGGCUUCCAGGAGUGCACCAAAGGCAGUCAAGGGGACUUCGGACUCGUGAGCAGGAAAACCCGUAUGGAAGACUUCAGGGAAGAAAGCGAAGAAGAAGAAGAAACUGUGGAGACAUCACCAAAGGUCCUGACAGCCGAGGCUCCCUACCCAAGCCUCCCAUCGUCGGCUGCUGUGCUGAACGAAGAAAGCUAUAGCACUGAGAACGGGGUGAAGUCCCUGCUGACUCAACCGAAUCACGCUUACAAGGUGGAAGUGGUGACUAUGACGUGCCCCGUGGUGCAGCACACCCUCACCAUCACCAGCACAAACCUGGCCACUGGAGAAACAACGGUCACUGAAGAGUCGACGGAGUCCCAAGCGGUCCAGGUGCAGUGGAACCCCGACGGCAAGAACAUCAGCAUCGCCACGCCGGACGCCACACCGAAGAGUGGCUGACUCCCGUUGUUUUUUUCAUGUCAGAAUAAAAAGGAAUAGGGCUGCGUGACAUUCACGAACUGCGAUGUUACAGCCUUUUCUCGUAUUUGAGGCCUCUCCGAAACGAACCGGUUGAUACUUCCGAAUAACGAAAUUUUACCGAGUGUAUUGUAUGUUCAUUUUUUGGUCAAUGUACUUUCUCCGGCUGUAUGUUUGAAAUAUUUCAUAGGAGCUCAAUAUUUUGUUAUUUGGGAAAUAAACCUGCUAAGGAAG
This is a messenger RNA of Ornithodoros turicata, 2824 nucleotides long. Its product is annotated as inactive serine/threonine-protein kinase TEX14-like. Gene Ontology annotation, biological process: intercellular bridge organization; mitotic sister chromatid separation; mitotic spindle assembly checkpoint signaling. NCBI's taxonomy places the organism in Eukaryota, Metazoa, Arthropoda, Arachnida, Ixodida, Argasidae. Gene Ontology annotation, molecular function: protein binding; ATP binding; protein kinase activity. The record is from RefSeq and is a predicted model, not a curated record. Gene Ontology annotation, cellular component: intercellular bridge; midbody; kinetochore. The coding region runs from base 89 to 2572 and encodes 827 amino acids. The transcript is spliced from 19 exons.